AUGUUCCAGACAUUCAGUGGCAACUCUCGUCGUCCUCGACAAGUGAACCUCUCUGGCCAAAAUACAAAUCCAUUUGCUCAGAACUCCAGAACUCCUACCGCCUCAGGUGCCCAGAAAACAGUUGCACAAGCUCAACAAGAGAGGCUACAGCGGCAACAAGAACGCGAGCGUCUGAAUGCUUCGAAGAGGAUACAAAGAACAUGGAGGGGGCAUAAAACUAGGAAAGACCUAGCAGACUCACGGCGGCGGAUUUGGGACGAACUAGCUGCGAGCGAAGAAGUUUCCACCAGAUGGUUGAGGUUAAUUCAACAAGUGCAGCUCUUGGUGGCAUUCUUCAACCCACGACAACAAGACGAUCUAGCUAGGUUGUCAAGUCUGAAUUCUGGCAUAAACAUUUUGCAUUACGAUGCAUUUCUGCCAUGCCCUGAGAUCCAACCCCAUUUAGCGCGUCUUGCCAAAGUCACUUUGGAAGGCUUGAAAUUAUCCCAAGGAGAAAUCACAGGCGGCUUGUUCAACUUGCUUGUAUCAAUACUGAACAUUCGACCAGAUGUGAUUCCCAAAAUAUCUCGAGCAUACUACGCCCUCCUCUCCGAUUAUGUCUCAAAGGGCCAGUCUUCGAAGAUUCACAGAGAACUUUUUUUGUCUGCAAUAGAUAUACCUUUAAGGCGGCAUGUGGGUGUGGAAAACAGUGACGAGAUACUCAUGAGUUCCCAUAUUGCUUUUGCUUUUGACUUUCUCACGACUCCGGACUUGGCAAAAUUACUCAGUGGCUUUGAAGAUCUGGCUACUGGUAUCAGCGUUGAAUUUCUAUCAUCUGCACUGGUUCGGGAGCUUAUCUCGUCCUCUAUGGAUUCGAUGCAGGAUGAACAGAGGUUGUGGCUGCUUGCCCACUUCAUAUCUAUCAAUCGACUUCAACGAAGAAGCUCUCAGGAUCCCGAAUUUCUAAGAGCUUUGUCGCUGCAAUUAUCUCACUCCUCUGGGGACAUCAUUGGUCGUAUGGAUGCUCGAGACCCAGACAUUACGGAAGAACCUCUCGAUGGUGCUGAGACCGACGGUACAAUUACCCAGCCUUUACCUGCCUUUGUCAAGGAUGAGCUACUAUCUUUGGUUAACGAGCAAAGUAUCACUGGCUUGCUCGCAAAAUUCAACGUUGAUUACGUCUCGACCUCUGUCGCCGGUGGGGAAGAUGCCAGUUUGCUUGCCAGUUAUGCACUUACACUUCUCAGAAUCUUCCCGCAUAGGGGAGACGAUAUUCGACUAUGGCUGUAUCUGGGCUCUAUGAAGAUGUGGGAUGGACGUGAAGUUCCUGCACUGAAGUUUUUCUGGCAAGCCAUGAGCCAGACCAAAACUUUUUCUAUCAUCAGGGCGGACUCGAAGGGAGCACUGACAUUGCUGCGGAUACAGAUACAGCGCCAACAAGCCUCUUCAAGUGAUGCUGGAAGAGAUCGGGAAUGGCGAACCAUACUUCUCUUCCUAGAACUCUACACCUUUGUGCUAAGGUUCACAGACGACGAGGAAUUUCUGAGCGGCGAUGUUCCAGCAUUUGGGCGGACGAGUGAACCAUUUUCUCGCAUCCGCCAAAGUGCACUUCCUAUCGAAGAUGUCAAGCGACUUACGAUUUUCUUGAAGAAUCUCGCUUUCACAAUGUAUUACAAUGCUGGUGAACUAGCUGAUGAUGGUCACUCCGUUACCGAAGGAAGUAUAGGAAACUAUUUCGGUGCAAGUGCCUCAAGCUCCAGAUUCCAACUCCCAGAACCCGAGUUAGUUACCAAGAGCAUUGCGAGACGACCCUUUGCUGGAGUUGCAGGCAUGACGUUUGACUACGUGAGAACUAUUGUGGCAAGUGUUAUGCGUAUGCUCUAUGAACGAGAUUCUAGGCGACGUUUCUUGUCCAAGGAUCACUGGCUUAUGACCUCUCGGUUCGAGAUGGAAGGUUUAAUCCCAGCUGUAGUCAUGGAAGAAGAAAGACAGCAUCAAGUCCGGGAGGAAGGAGAAGACGACGAUGCAGAUGACGAAGAUUCCCAAUUUUCUCGUAGUAGAGAAUACACCGGGCUUGUUGGUAUGUCCCGGCCUCGACGUGCUCAACAAAUUGAGAACUUGCGGAGACAGCAACAGAGAACUGCCCGACAAAAGGUUCUCGCAGCAGUGGGGCCAAGACUAGAGGUUCUACAAAACAUGCCUUUCGUUAUUCCGUUUGAGACUCGGGUCCAGAUUUUCCGGCAGUUCGUUCUCCUCGAUCAGACCCGUAGAAGAGGCGGCAACGUGGAUCCUGAUAUUUGGCGUAUGUCUGUCAUCCAGCAAGCACAGAUGUCCCCGCACCACUCUCGCACAGCAGGACAUGAGCUACUUGGUCGACACCAUGCAAAGAUUAGGAGAGACCAGAUAUUUGAAGAUGCAUAUGAUCAAUUCUAUGAUCUCGGAGAGGGUCUAAAGGAGCCGAUUCAAAUAACCUUCGUCGAUCAAUUUGACACAAUCGAGGCAGGUAUUGAUGGAGGCGGUGUGACAAAGGAAUUCCUCACAAGCAUUACGCAUGGGGCCUUCCUGUCAGACGAAACCAGCCCCCGUUAUUUCAUCGCAAACGAUCAGAAUUUGUUGUAUCCGAAUCCCAGCACGUUUGAUGAACGACGAGAACUGCUCAAAGCUGCUGGGUUGAGAGAGACUUCUAUUGAAUGGAAGGAAACCAUGGCAGAUUUGGCGAAGCGUUAUGAGUUCCUCGGUAGAGUUGUGGGGAAAUGCUUAUAUGAAGGCAUUCUCGUUGAUAUUGGAUUUGCUGGAUUCUUUCUCCUCAAGUGGGCCACUUCUGGGACAGAAUCUGGCUAUCGCGCAAAUAUUAACGAUCUUCGCGAUCUGGACGAAGGACUAUACCAAGGUCUCCUGAAGCUCAAAAAUUAUCCAGGAAAUGUUGAAGACUUCUCGCUUGACUUCACUAUCACAGAUAAGAUAUCUUCCAAUGGCGAAAACGAAAACACGAUCACCAGAGAGCUCGUGCCGAACGGCGCCAACAUUAGUGUCACAAAUGAAAAUAGGCCACUAUACGUAUCUUACGUCGCUCGCCAUCGUCUACAAGUCCAGCCAUUCCGCCAAACACAAGCCUUCCUCAAAGGUCUAAGCGAGAUCAUUAACCCAACCUGGCUAUCCAUGUUCAACCAAUCUGAACUGCAGACCCUGAUCGGCGGCGACUCAUCUGAGGUCGACGUCGAGGAUCUACGACGCAACACUCAGUAUGGUGGAAUUUACCAAAUCGGCGACGAUGGCCAGGAGCACGAUACUGUAAAGCUAUUCUGGAAAGUUUUGAAAGAGCUCGACGAUGCAGAUCGCAGAAAGGUUCUGAAAUACGUUACGUCGACACCCAGAGCGCCUCUUCUGGGCUUCUCGCAGCUGAAUCCACGCUUCAGUAUUCGGGACGCUGGGAGUGAUGAGGAGAGACUACCUAGUACGAGUACAUGCGUGAACUUGUUGAAGCUGCCUAGAUAUUCUACAGAGGCCACGUUGCGGCAGAAACUGCUCUACGCGGUCAAUUCGGGUGCCGGAUUUGACCUCAGUUAG
Cadophora gregata is the source of this 3546-nucleotide messenger RNA. RefSeq lists its product as uncharacterized. The transcript is spliced from 3 exons. Lineage: Eukaryota; Fungi; Ascomycota; Leotiomycetes; Helotiales; Ploettnerulaceae. The coding region runs from base 1 to 3546 and encodes 1181 amino acids. Gene Ontology annotation, biological process: protein polyubiquitination; ubiquitin-dependent protein catabolic process. The record is from RefSeq and is a predicted model, not a curated record. Gene Ontology annotation, molecular function: ubiquitin protein ligase activity; protein binding.